GGUCCCGGUCCCCGUCCCCCACCCACAUUUGUAAAAUGAAAAACAAUUAGCGCCCCCACUUCCCGCCCACCGCUAAUAAAUUUCCUUCCUUCCCCUGCUUCAAAAGUCGGUUUGUCUUCGUAAUUUUUUCUUCUCUCUCUAAAUUAUAUAAAGUCUCCUCAUUUUUCAUCUUUCUCUCUUCUCCAAGCAAAACCCAACCAUCUUCACUGCUUAUAUUUAACUUCAAAAUUUGUUUCAGAGAUGAAUCGUUACUAAAUUUCUCCUCGUAUACAUGCACUCUGUUAUUCGUUUCGUACCCAAAUUGAGGACUAUUCCUUGUUCCAAUUGAUUCUUUUUGUUCUUUUGAUUGUAAAUUUUAGGUUUUGUUGUUGUUGUUGUUGUUGCUGUUUAAAUUUGUAUUGCUAUUAUGGCUAUCGGAAACCAAUACAACCAUUUAGAAAAAGAUUUGUACAAAGCUCCCUCGGUUUUUUCUUCCGGUUCAACUUCUUUAGACACUGCAAACGAUAAGGAAUCGGUUGUUUCCGAUUGCGAAAGCGGUGUUUCUGGUCCUUGUUUUGAUCAACCUUCGUUGUGUAACAAUGGAUUGAUUCAGUUAUGUUCUGGGGAUAAAGCGCAUGAUCUUAUCACGAGAAGGUUCCUUUCUAAUUUGGGUUCUAUGGCGGUUCAUAUCAAGGAUUUGACGAUCCAAAAAAAUUGCUUUGCUGGUGUUACUUGGCAAGCGAGGCUUCAAUCUUUCCAGAUUUUCAUUAAAGCAAUGGAGAAAAAAUGCGGCGGCGGUGGCGACGCUAAUGUUAAGUACGCUUGGUGUGCUGCUACUAGAGACGAGAUUUGCAAGAUCGUUAAGCAUGGUUUUGGGCAUUGUGGAUUGCCGAAAAACAGCGGGUUAUACGGUCAUGGAAUCUAUCUUUCCCCUGAUGAUUCUCCCAUGGAGAGUGUGAAGAAUGCCGUGGCUGAUAAAAAUGGAGUCCGGUAUUUGAUGCUCUGUCGCGUAAUAUUAGGGAAGGCAGAGCUGGUGCAACCUGGUUCGAAGCAAUGUCAUCCGAGUUCCGACGAGUUUGAUUCCGGCGUCGAUGAUUUAUCGUCGCCGAAGAAAUACGUCGUGUGGAGUACGCAUUUGAACACUCAUAUAUUGCCGGAGUUCAUCGUGAGUUUCAGAGCUACGUCGUCAUUGAAAGGGUUUCUUGGGAUGCAAGAUAGGCUGAAGAUGCCAACUUCGCCAUGGAUAUCGUUUCCAGCUCUUAUAUCAGCACUUUCUAAAUACCUACCUCCAACUGCCAUUAACUUAAUCUCCAAGUAUUAUAAAGAUCACAAGGAUAAGAAAAUAUCAAGGCAUGAACUCAUACAAUUUGUGAGACAGUUUGCUGGGGACAAGUUGUUGAUUGCUGUCAUCAAAUCCUCAAGGACCAAGCAAUACAGGCACGAGUGAGGAAGCAGUGGAUGAGUGUGAAAAGCCAAAGCUUCUUUUUUCUUGUUUAACUUAAAGCCAGUGCUGCUGUGUGUGAUGUUUAACCGCUCUCGUGAAUUUAUAUCUUGUUUUUAGUUGAUUACGGAAGUAAAUAUGUAGACAGCAAAUUUUGCAGUUAGCUUUAAAUUACUGAUUCCACUUCAUGGUUUUUAAUACUUCAGCAUCCACCUCACAAAAACAAAAGAGCUAACAAAUUAAAGGACGACUUGUAUAUUUUGUUAUUUUAGAUGGUUUUUUUAUUUUUGUAUUUUAAUUAUUUCUACAAUUAAUGAACCUAGAUGUUAAUUUUCUUGUACAAUUUUUUACUUCUGUGCUAAUGCGUUUAAGAGUGUUUAAUAUUGGGUCUAAGAAGUAUUUCCAAGCUAAAAGUAUUUUUAGGCAAGUUGCUUUUUGAAAAAAGAAGUGUUUUUUCUAAAUUAAAAAGUGGUCUAAAAGCAAUUAUCUCAAAAGUUAAAAAUUUUAAUUUUUCUCUAAAAAUAUUUUUCUUUUCCAAGUACAGUUUUAGGAAAUAAUGUUAAGCUAAACCUAAAUAUAGAUUUUAAAGUCUUUCCAUAAGUUUUAGCUUAAAUAGUUGGUUUCAUUUGGAAAUUUUUCAAUUUGUUUAAAUUGUAAUAAUUCAAUUUCCCGUAUUGGGACUUUGUGUUGAUUUAAUUAAUUAUUUAUUGAUUAAAAUUUUAAAAUAUAUAAUAUACAUUUAUAGUUUUUAUAAUCUUCAUAUAUUUAAAAUUUUUUGUUAUGUAAUAAUAAAAAGACACUGUAUACAAAAGCACAAAAACAAUGCAAAGUGCUAAGGCUGUCGUAUUUAUAAACCGGUGCGACUUAGUAGAGAUUAACAAGACUUCGCCUCUUGAUUUAUCAUAUAGGGGUAUUGGUCGUUUAGUGCAAGCCAGCAUUCUAGCUUCAAAUAAACAUAAACCAUCCCCAUUUACAAUGUUCCACCAUUAUUAUCAUUAUUGGGUGUACAUAAAGAACGUAUCAUGAUGAGAAAGUUCUGCAUAUGCUAUAGGGAUGCUCAAUAUUAUGGCACAUCGAUAGACUUCACAUCGAGCUUACCCUGGAUACGGAGUCCAGUUUCAAUUCCCUUCAUGGCUAACUUCUUGUUCUUGUACAUCACUGGAGGUUCCACUCGGAAAACCUACAUUCAUCUCCACUGAACCUCCUGACUCCGAUAUUUUUGUGAUCCUCUGUAACUCAUCAAUUGGCUCUGAGGGGUGAACCGUUGAUUGUUCAUCAGCCGAUUGUUCUU
Gossypium arboreum is the source of this 2711-nucleotide messenger RNA. RefSeq names its product probable inactive poly [ADP-ribose] polymerase SRO5. NCBI's taxonomy places the organism in Eukaryota, Viridiplantae, Streptophyta, Magnoliopsida, Malvales, Malvaceae. The transcript is spliced from 5 exons. The coding region runs from base 407 to 1426 and encodes 339 amino acids. The record is from RefSeq and is a predicted model, not a curated record. Gene Ontology annotation, molecular function: NAD+ poly-ADP-ribosyltransferase activity.